AUGACUGCAAAACGUAUCGACAGAGAUUACCCUUCUUCCGGCGAUCCCUUCGCCGUUAAACGCCGUAAAGACCUCGACUUCGCCGACGAGACCACACUCGAAGACGACGGCGGCGCAAUCAACCUCCUCAGCCUGUUGCUCCAAUGCGCCGAAUACGUCGCGACGGAUCACCUCCGUGAAGCUUCGACCCUCCUGUCGGAAAUCUCCGAGAUAUGUUCUCCGUUCGGCUCCUCACCGGAGCGAGUCGUCGCCUACUUCGCACAGGCUCUGCAAGCUCGCGUGAUCAGCUCAUACCUUGCCGGAGCGUGUACUCCACUAUCCGAGAGUCCGCUCCUCACCGUUUUCCAGUCCCAGAAGGUCUUCGCCGCCCUGCAGACGUUCAACUCCGUGAGCCCUCUGAUCAAAUUCUCUCAUUUCACGGCGAAUCAAGCGAUCUUCCAGGCGCUUGAAGGCGAGGAUUCCGUCCACAUCAUCGAUCUCGACGUGAUGCAAGGUCUUCAAUGGCCUGGACUCUUCCACAUCCUCGCCUCCCGUCCUCGCAAACUCCGAUCAAUCCGAAUCACCGGAUUCGGCUCCUCCUCCGAUCUCCUCGCCUCCACUGGCCGGAGACUCGCCGGCUUCGCGGCUUCCCUGUCCCUCCCGUUCGAGUUUCAUCCAAUCCAAGGCAAAAUCGGAAACAUAAUCGACGCGAGUCAACUCGGGACGAGACCCGGCGAGGCUGUGGUGGUCCACUGGAUGCAGCACCGGUUAUACGACGUCACCGGGAGCGAUAUCGAUACGCUGGAGAUUCUGCGGAGGCUGAAACCGAAUCUGGUAACGAUGGUGGAGCAGGAAUUGAGCUACGACGACGGAGGAAGCUGCUUUCUAGGGAGAUUCGUGGAGGCGCUGCAUUAUUACAGCGCGUUGUUCGACGCGCUUGGAGACGGGCUAGGCGAGGAGAGUGGAGAGAGGUUCACGGUGGAACAGAUUGUGCUUGCGACGGAGAUAAGGAACAUAGUCGGGGGAAAGAAGAGGAUGACGAUGAGGUGGAAGGAGGAGCUGAGUCGGGUCGGAUUUAGACCCGUUUCUCUUCAGGGCAACCCGGCAACGCAAGCGGGUUUGUUGUUGGGUAUGCUGCCCUGGAAUGGAUACACGUUGGUGGAAGAGAAUGGAACCCUCCGUCUCGGUUGGAAGGAUCUCUCGCUUUUGAUUGCUUCCGCCUGGCAAUUUCAGCCGUCCGAUUGA
Molecule: messenger RNA, 1224 nt
Organism: Thlaspi arvense
Lineage: Eukaryota; Viridiplantae; Streptophyta; Magnoliopsida; Brassicales; Brassicaceae
Source: the annotation of a GenBank genome assembly